AUGACUAAACGGAAGCGAUCGUUGACUGGCAACGUCGGACCGGACACCUUGCCGUCAGAAGGCCAGUCUCCGGGCGUAGAUCCGCAGUCCCAUCCUGCUGGUCCUGCCAGCCAGGAAGAUGCUUCGGCAAUGGUCGAUGUCGUGCCCGGUAUUACACGCAAGAUCACUGCUUGCACGGCGUGUCGCAAGCAAAAGAUCAAAUGUGAUAUGGCGGAUGGGCCUCCGUGUGCGCGAUGCCGUCGUCGAUCUCUCUCCUGUGUCUUGAAUAAGAGUCUGCAGUCCUUGGUGGAGGAGGUCAAAAACACGGAGCUUCUCCAAUCCGAUAUUCAAAACCUCCAUGCGACUCUUAAUGCCGUCUGCCAGCACAUCAAUGUGCCAUCGCCAAAGCCUUUGAUAUCUGGUGCAGAUUCCAGUGUUGAGCGGGAAAAUGACAAUACAGUCAGUGACGAGAGAGACCAUCCGAGCCUCUCAGGAUGUGAAAUAUCUCCUCCUGCCACUCCCUCGGCUGUCCACGCUCCUAUCGAUACAUUCCUGGAUAUCGCCAAGCUCGGCAGCCCGGGAUCAUCUCCGAACAGCCCACCAGGCGCAUCUCGCCCGAGGCAGACCAUACUCAAUGAUUUCAUCAGCAAGAAAGUCCUGAAUGUGACCGUCGCCGAGAGCCUCGUCAAUCAAUACCUCACACGACUCGACCCUUAUCUAUACGGGAUCUGCGGUGAAUAUCACAGCCUGCAACACUUACAGUCCAAGUCACCACCUCUCCUGGCAGCCAUUUGCACCGUUUCGGCCCUUCACGAUCCCCAAGGUCAAUCCCUUUACGAAUCCUGCAAUCGCGAGUUCCGCCGUUUAGUAUCUCGCUCCCUGUUUGAGAAGCACGACCUGGAGUAUGUCCGUGCCCUCUGCAUCAGCUCUUUCUGGCUGUCCGAUGCCUCGCGGAUCCUCUCCAGCGAUGCCGUCCGUCGAGCGGCUGACAUGCGGCUUCAUCGCAGCUUUGAACAUGUGGCUGUUACUAGUGACAGCUCGUCACCAAGUCAUACCUCUAGUACCAUAGGACAUAGAGAUAGGGUGCGAUUGUGGUAUCUGAUCUUCAUAUCCGACCACCACCUCUCCGUGCUACAUAAUCGCGAUCCCCUGCUGCGCAAUGACAAGGACAUCGCCAUGCACUGGGAAACCUUCCUUCAUCAAGAUCAAGCCACCGACUCCGACGUGCGUCUGGUCUCCCAGGUAGCUCUCCUGCUAAUCAUGGGGCAAAUUCGGGAUCUGCUAGGCUCCGAGCAAGAGACACGAGUUCCCCCAACCCUCGCAAAUCAAAUCAUGCACUACUCUCGUCAGCUCGACAAAUGGUUCACCAAGUUUUCCGUGCUAUUCAAAUCCGACCCUUACAUCGGCGAGUUCCCACGGCGCGGCCUCCAGCUGCACUACCACUUCGGAAAGCUCUAUCUCGGCCACCAGGUCUUCAAAGGCCUCGACGGACAACCGAUCCCGCCAUCCUUCGUUGCCGCCGCCUGUAUGGCCCAUGACGCUGCCGUGGCCAUCUUCGAGAUGCUUCUGCAGGAAGAGCAGCAGCUCCAGCAGAACCUCGUCGGCAUGCCGCAUUACUUCCACAUUAUGAUCGCCUUUGCGGGGCAUUUCCUCCUCGAGGUCACAAAGACCUAUGCGCUGCAGCUCUCGAUCAUCCCGGACCGCAUCUUCGACCUCAUUCGCCGCGUGCUAGCUUUGUUUCGGGGUACGCCUUGUCUGGCACAGCAUCCGAUCUGUCGGAUGACGCCGGGGUUGAAUCGGAGGUUGUUGGAUUGUAUUGCGAGUCUGUGUCCGAUGCAGAGCGCGCAGGAUACGGUUUCGAGUUUCGAGUAUGAGCAUCGACUAACGGCGAUACAGCAGCAGCAGCAACCGUUCGGUUUCUAAACCCAGUCGUUAGUCACAGCCGUGGA
Messenger RNA from Aspergillus melleus, 1928 nucleotides. RefSeq lists its product as uncharacterized. The record is from RefSeq and is a predicted model, not a curated record. The transcript is spliced from 3 exons. Gene Ontology annotation, biological process: DNA-templated transcription; regulation of DNA-templated transcription. Lineage: Eukaryota; Fungi; Ascomycota; Eurotiomycetes; Eurotiales; Aspergillaceae. Gene Ontology annotation, cellular component: nucleus. Bases 1 to 1902 code for a protein of 633 amino acids. Gene Ontology annotation, molecular function: zinc ion binding; DNA-binding transcription factor activity, RNA polymerase II-specific; transcription cis-regulatory region binding.